GAGAAAUCUCCAAAAUCUGUUACAGGAGAAAUCUGGAGAGAGAAAGGAGAGAGAGAAAGUCAAUUUUAAAUUUAAAGGACGUCCGAUUCAUAAGGAUUCCGAGCGAGAAUCGGUUUUCAUGACCCACAACCUCUGAAGAAUAGCAUCACCACCUUAAAACUCUCUCUCUCUCUCUCUCUCUCUCUCCCUCUCUCUCGUACAUCUAAACAAAUUAUUUCUUUUCGAUUUUGUAUAAUCUCACGAUCUUGAUAAUACCCAAUGCUCAACAAACGCAAGCCUGCAAAUCCUUGUUAUUACUUAAGCUUUUAGGCAUUUUUGGUGUAACUCUCAUGGUGGUGCCAUGAUUUUUAGCUUGUAAAAGCUAUUAUUUGGUGGUCCUUAUGGACAGAGACGUUGGAAUAUUGGAAGCUCGUUCCAACGACAAGGUUAGAUCAAAGAUUUAUUACAAAAACAUUCUCCUUUUAGCUUAUCAGAGCUUUGGUGUUGUUUAUGGUGACUUGAGCACAUCGCCUCUAUACGUCUUCAAGAGCACUUUCUCAGAUAGAUUACACAAAUUUCAUGAUGAAGACGCAAUUUUUGGUGCAUUUUCUUUGAUAUUUUGGACUCUCACAUUGAUUCCAUUAUUCAAGUAUGUCUUCAUUGUAUUGAGUGCAGAUGAUAAUGGUGAAGGGGGGACAUUUGCUUUGUAUUCGCUUCUUUGUAGACAUGCAAAGUUUAGUUUGCUUCCAAAUCAGCAAGCAGCUGAUGAGGAGCUCUCUACAUAUUAUAGACCUGGUUACUCAUCAGGGAUUGUUGGGGCUUCCUCACUGAAAAGAUUUCUAGAGAAGCAUAAGAAGUCGAGAACAGGUUUACUUGUUGUGGUUCUCUUUGGUGCUUGCAUGGUGAUAGGUGAUGGUGUUCUCACACCAGCCAUUUCUGUUCUGUCAUCCAUUUCUGGUCUGCAAGUUCGCACGCACAAAUUAGACAAUGGUGUGGUGGUAGUAAUUUCCUGCGUUGUGUUGGUUGGCCUUUUCGCCUUGCAACACCAUGGUACUCACAAGGUGGCAUUCAUGUUCGCACCCAUUGUGAUUGUCUGGCUCUUGUGUAUUGGCACAAUUGGCAUUUACAAUGUUGUUGUUUGGAACCCUAGGAUUUUUCGUGCCCUUUCUCCACAUUAUAUAUACAAGUUCUUUAAAGCAACAGGAAAGGAUGGUUGGAUUUCUCUCGGGGGAGUAGUUUUGUGUAUUACAGGGACUGAAGCUAUGUUUGCGGACCUUGGUCACUUCACUAAUAUUUCUAUCAGGGUUGCUUUUGUUGGAUUGAUAUAUCCUUCAUUGGUAUUACAAUACAUGGGUCAAGCAGCUUUUCUUUCUAAGAACUUCUCUGAUAUCCAUACAAGUUUUUACAAGUCCAUCCCUGAGUCCGUGUUUUGGCCAGUAUUUGUGGUGGCAACCUUGGCUGCUAUUGUUGGGAGCCAGGCUGUUAUUUCUGCAACAUUCUCAAUUGUUAAGCAAUGUCAUGCAUUGGGUUGCUUCCCACGAGUCAAGGUGGUCCAUACAUCAAAGCGCAUAUAUGGGCAGAUCUACAUCCCAGAGAUAAACUGGAUUCUUAUGGUUCUUUGCUUGGCUAUUACAAUUGGUUUCCAAGAUAUAACAGUUAUUGGACAUGCAUAUGGAAUUGCAUGCAUGACUGUGAUGUUCAUUACAACAGCGCUCAUGGCCUUGGUGAUCAUAUUUGUAUGGCAGAGGAGCAUUUUCUGGGCUUUCAUCUUCCUUUUGUUCUUUGGAUGUAUUGAGUGCUUCUAUCUAUCUGCUUCAAUCAUAAAAGUGCCUCAGGGUGGCUGGGUCCCUCUUGUAUUAUCUGCGGUAUUCAUGGCUGUCAUGUACAUUUGGCAUUAUGGAACCCGGCGCAAAUAUCUCUUUGACGUGCAAAAUAAGGUCUCCAUGAAAUGGAUCCUCACUCUAGGUCCGAGCCUCGGAAUCGUCCGGGUGCCUGGGAUUGGGCUCAUCUACACGGAGCUAGUCACCGGAGUACCCGCCAUAUUCUCCCACUUUGUGACCAACCUUCCUGCCUUCCACCAGGUCCUUGUCUUUAUCUGCGUAAAAUCUGUCCCAGUUCCCUAUGUCCCUGCCGAAGAGCGCUACCUUGUGGGCCGCAUUGGCCCUAAGGCCUACCGCAUGUACCGAUGCAUAGUACGGUACGGAUAUAAGGAUGUCCCCAAAGAUGAUGACGUUUUCGAGAACCAGCUCAUCCUCAGUAUUGCAGAAUUCAUACAGAUGGAAGCAGAGGAGACCCAGUCUGAGGGCCCUGCAUCUAGCUCUGGCCUCCUUGAUGGUCGGAUGGCUGUCAUUCGAGCCCCUGUUGGACCGGGCACAAGGCUCUUGAUGUCGGAGGAUGAUGGCACUGAUGAGGUCGCGGGUGAGGCGACGAGCACUAUAAGGAGUAGCAAGUCCGUGACAUUGAGGGGGCUCCAAGCUUUGUAUGAGCAAGACUCUCCAAGCGUGAGUCGGAGGAGGAGGGUGAGGUUUGAAUUGCCUGAGUGCCAUAAUUUGGACCCUAACGUGAGGGAUGAGUUGUUAGAGUUGGUGGAAGCAAAGCACUCAGGGGUGGCAUAUAUAAUGGGGCACUCAUAUAUCAAGGCAAGGAGGACCUCCUCGUUCAUUAAGAAGUUUGCUAUUGAUGUGGCUUACUCUUUUCUUAGGAAGAAUUGUAGAGGGCCGGCUGUUGCCCUUAACAUCCCUCACAUAAGCCUCAUUGAGGUCGGAAUGAUCUAUUAUGUGUAGUAGGCCUAUGCUCUUCUGUAAUGGCUCGACUAGAAGAAACUUGGUUCUUCUGGUGGAUAGAUCAAGGUUCCAAACCAGUUCUCAUCCCCAAUUUUCCAUAAACCAAAAGAGAGAUACAGAAGAAAAAAGAGGAAAGGCUUUAUAUCAAUUCAGGUUUUCUCUUAAUGUCACCUCUCGGCUUUGCAUCUUACCUACCUUGUUCCAAAGAGGUGGUUUUAAUGGCUGGUCAGAGUUUUGCAGCUAUCAAUUGUGGACUGUUUAUCCUCAGGUAUACAGGCGAAAUGGAUAAUAUGCUGAGGCCAAUGAGCUUAUAUUCCUGUUGACAUGGCACACAAACCAAAAUUCUUAUAUCUAACGAAUUGCACUAUAGUACCAAGAAAUCCGUACUAUAUAAAUUAAUCUGCUUAAUGACGAUAUGGAUACAUUGAUGCUGGCAUUUUGUUUUAUGAUUUAAGAACUUGCCAUUAAAGUAAGUAUAUAAAUACAUGUACGUUUAAAUCAGCAUGCAGUUAAGACAAAAGGCAUAGAGAUAAAUGUAACCAUGUCUUACCGAGUACACUGCAUGUAAAUGGUGAGAGAUUCGUAUUGAGAUCUUUGAAAUUUCUCUUC
Molecule: messenger RNA, 3371 nt
Organism: Amborella trichopoda
Lineage: Eukaryota; Viridiplantae; Streptophyta; Magnoliopsida; Amborellales; Amborellaceae
Product: potassium transporter 7
Biological process (GO): potassium ion transmembrane transport
Cellular component (GO): membrane
Molecular function (GO): potassium ion transmembrane transporter activity
Source: RefSeq, a predicted model, not a curated record